Messenger RNA from Perca flavescens (yellow perch), 4767 nucleotides. It is a transcript of the gene serinc4, whose product is annotated as serine incorporator 4. Lineage: Eukaryota; Metazoa; Chordata; Actinopteri; Perciformes; Percidae. Gene Ontology annotation, cellular component: membrane. The transcript has 11 exons. Bases 1 to 1470 code for a protein of 489 amino acids. The record is from RefSeq and is a predicted model, not a curated record.
AUGUCGGCCUCUCAGAGGAUGAACCGCAGCGGCGCCUACAACUACUUCCUCAACAUGGUGGCCUAUCAGAUAUGCUGUUGCUGUGGACCGGCUCCCUGCUCGCUCUGCUGUGCCUUCUGUCCUCCGGUCAAAUCCUCCACCAGCACGCGGGUCAUGUACACCCUCUUCCACAUCAUGAGCUGCGCUGUCUCCUGCCUCAUGCUGUCCCGCACCGUCUCCGAGCUCGUCAGGGAAAAUGCGCAUGGUGGGGGCCACUGUGAGAUGCUGGUGGGCUACUCAGCGGUAUACAGAGUCUGCUUUGGCACUUCUUGUUUCUACCUGAUGAUGGCGAUCUUCCUCAUUGACGUGAAGUCCAGUCAGGACUUCAGAGCGCUCGUACACAACGGCUUCUGGUUCCUGAAGUUCAUCACUCUGCUGGCGAUGUGCACCGCUGCCUUCUUCAUCCCAACAGAGUCCUUCCUGCAUGCUUGGCAUUACGUUGGUGUGGUGGGAGGAUUUGCCUUCAUCCUCAUCCAACUCACCCUUAUCACAGCUUUUGCGCACACCUGGAACAAGAACUGGUUGACCGGAGCAGCAGAGAACAAGCGUUGGUAUCUGGCGGUGAUGUGCGCCACCCUCUUCUUCUACACCAUCGCCACCAUGGCCUUCACUUUCAUGUACAAGUACUACACACACCCCAUCGCCUGCCACUUCAACAAGGCCCUGCUGUGGAUCAACCUGGGACUCUGUGCCCUCGUGUCCUUCAUUGCCGUCACACCGUGCGUGAAGCAGAAGCAGCCUCGGUCGGGGCUCCUCCAAGCCUCCAUCAUCAGCUGUUACGUCAUGUACCUCACUUUCUCCGCGCUGUCCAGCCGCCCGCCAGAGAAAGUGGUGUAUCAGGGCAUGAACAUGACCGUCUGUUACCCCACCGUGGGACAAGAUGGCAUCCAGAACGAAGGCAACGCUGUGGCCAUAAUUGGAGCUGCCAUCAUGUACUGCUGCGUCCUCUUUGCAUGUAAUGAAGCUUCCUACCUGGCAGAGGUGUUCGGUCCGUUUUGGAUGAUCAAAGUUUACCGCUACGAGUUCCAGAAAGCCACCUGCUGCUUCUGCUGCCCCGAGGAAGAGGAAGCUGACGAGGAGUUUGUGAUUGACGAAGAGAACAAAGGCUGUCAGAAAGUUAUUCAUAACGAGACGCAGAGAGUGGCGUACAGCUACUUCUUCUUCCACUUUGUCUUCUUCUUGGCCUCGCUGUACGUCAUGAUGACCCUCACUAACUGGUUCAGCUACGAGUCAGCAGUGUUGGAGACCACCUUCACCCACGGCAGCUGGUCUACCUUCUGGGUGAAGAUGUCGUCGUGCUGGGCCUGUGUGAUCCUCUACCUCUGGCUGCUGCUGGGCCCUCUGUGCAGCUGUCAGCCGGAAUCCAGACCUCGCCGCUCACGCAUCAAACGGCGCUCAGGAUCCUCGCGUCACGUUUCCGUCAUCAUCUGACACGCUCUGCGAGCGGUAAGACAGGGCGCGAUGUGGACAACGGGGUCAGGCCGCUCCUGGAGCCAGGGGUCAGGGGGCAAAGACUCACAGUGCUGUGAGAAGGACCAAUCAGAGGGCCCAGUGCACUGUUGCUAUAAGAAGAACUGGAUAAAGCCCUGAUGUCACCGGCUGCACACCAUGUAAUUAAACCACUAGCGAAGACUUGACUGUGGUUUGGAAACACACUUAAAGUAUGAAUUGCCAAAGGGAUCAGAAGAGAUGAACUCUCACUCUGCGUAAUGUGGGAGUUACAGUACGUAGGUGUAAACAUGGAUACAUUAUGAACUUUCAUUUUAGUAACAUUUUCAACUUUUUAGACUUUUAAUAUUGUAACAGAGGAGUAUUCUAGAUAUUUGCUGUAAUAUUGCUAGAGAGGCGCACAUCCCAAUUAGGUUUUUCUUUCUUUCUAAUAGACAAACGAAUCUGUCCUAAAAUUGAAAGCCCUGUUUGCCCUCCGAUCUGUGAUCAUGAACAAAUCUUUCUCAAAGUUGGAAAGGGAGAGCUGUGGGCUGAAUUGCAUCAAAGUUCAAACAUAACCUCGGAUGCAAGAGAUGACACAUUUCAGCAGCUUGUUGCAAAAAGUCGUUACAAGUAUAAUCAAAGAAAGGAACGAAAUAUUUAGGCAGAUCAUUUACGCUAAUAGUGUUCAACCAUAUGUCAUGAGUGACGGUUUUCUAUUCAACCAAACACUACAACAAAUGUCUCCGUGUAGCGUUUGGUUGGAAGAUGAACUUUAGGCUUUUCUUCCUUUCAAGUUUUUCAUACCUGCAUCAUCUUUUUUUAAUUUUUUUUUAUAAAUCUUAAUAAUCAAAACUCACAUGGAAAUUUAAACUUCCAAUCUGGAAUUUCAGUUUUCAUUAAGUUACCUAUGACGCUACAUGGCACACACAGUAAUAUCGGGGUGAUAAAACACAUUUCAACGAUCAGCCACUCACCUUCAAUCAAAUUCAGUUACCCACAAGUUACAGCACAAGCUUUAAAAAAAUAGAUCAACAUUGUAGGCAAUGCAUGGAGAGGAAUACUUUUAGUACAUGACUCCCCAUAAAGCCACAACUUGUUGAUUUAAUAUUUAUGUUUGUGUACAGAUUAAACAAACAAGAUAAAACAUGCUAAUUAGUGAGCUGUUGAGCAGUGGAUCCCAUUUCCAGCUAAAGCUAAUCAAUUCCUAGCUAUACCCCCCAGAUAAUGCACAGACAUGAAAGUUGUGUCGAUCUUCUCAGCUAACUCUCAUAAAAAAAAUUGAAUAAGUUUGUAUCCUAAAACGUCAAACUAUUGCUUGGACAUUUAUUUUAAGGACUUUUCAAUUCAGUGUUACAAUGCAUUUAGUAGGGGUGGGAUUCUCUAGGCAACUCAUGAUUCGAUUCUGAGGGCUACAACGCAAUUUUGAAAGAAGAAAGAAACGGUCGGAUUGUAUCUAUCUGCGGUUGCUUACACUCAGCCAUGUCACCAAAACCCAAGAUGUAGCCUAGCUUAGAAUGUAAACAUGACACACAAGUUUUAUGUCUGCUAUGGUUCACCAUCUAUGUGGUUUAGCCAUAAGAAACAUACAGCCCGGGCAAAAUUGUUACAGGUGAUCACAAUGUGGGCAAUUGUGUAUAACAUUUCCAAUUACUGACUUGCCUGCGUCGAAACAUAAUCUUUUAAGGAAAAGUUGCAAUGCAUCUAAGAAUCGAUUUUUUUCCCCCAUCCCUAGAAUUCAGGUUACCUUGCCCAUGUCAGCUGGAUUCUCACGAGAUUACGCUAGAAUCACAGGAUCAGAUAUCAGACAAAAAUCCAUCUCGUCAGGCUUCAACUAGGGUAUUGUGUCUGAGCUACCAGCUUACCGAACCAAUCAGCGUCCGGAUUCCCCCCAGGAUGGCGAAGGCAUGUCCCGGCCUACUCUGUCUUACUCUAACCCCCUAACCCUAACCCUAAGCCUAGCCUCUGACAUUCUUACCCUAACCCUAACCAAUCUAACUCCUCAUGCCUAAACGUAACCAACCCUACCAGAGCAGGCAGCAAGUACUAGCCAAUCAGAGGGACAGUAAGGCCAGUUAUGCCUUCCCCAUGCCUUCGCCAUGUCUUCGCCAUACUAGGAAAAAGAUUAUUACCGGCAGCUACGGUCGCGGCGGUUCGUUCAAAACAGCAAUGGAUAGACAGAUGGUUCAUCAAAUCAUCAAAUCGCCUGCCAGGUAUUUUUAGAAAGUGCUUGCCCUUUUCAGUUUCCAAUGACGGCUUCUCCGAUGGUUCUGUGUAACAAACCAUCAGGUUAGAGUUGAGGUAUCACUGCUGCAAAUUCCCACAAUUUGAAAUCAGCUGCUGGAAAGACAAUGAAUAGAACAGUCACACUGUAGUGUCACAGAAUAAUAGCAUUCACUUCAUUUAUUUUAGUGCUGAGAGUUGCAUCCUAUCAUUCAAUUAUAAACGUUAACUCCUACACUUGUCGUUAAGGCAGCUUCAGUUCAACGCCAAAAACAAAGAUUUGUUCAUGUGUUGAAAUAAAACUUGCAGAGACCAGGGUCACGGGGAUAACAGUUUCUCUAUUUCAGUAUUUUCCCUCCAUCUUUUCACAAGAUUGUUCUUUAAAUGUGUCUGACAGAGUGACUGAAAGGCAGCUAAACAGAAAUGUAUGAUGUUCUUUAAAGUUCAACACAAGAGGCUUGUUAAAUUGGGGCAAAACACUUUGCAUUUGACUUACAAUGAGGAACGCGUUGCAUGCUCGCAUUAUGUUGCUUCAUAGUUCAUCGUUCACUUAAUUCUUGUUUACAUUUUGCUUUGCAUGUGUUAGUCUAUUUAAAAAAACUUUAAAAAAUUUAAACCAAGAGUGCUCAAAAAACAAAACGAUACUAAAAGUCACUUCCAGAAGGGAUAGAAGCGUUCUGUCUCAUGCCUUCAGAUGAAGUAGUCAUGUCAGCUGAGAUGAACCGUGCUGUGAAUCUAAAAUAGCCCCCUAUUCCCCCAUAUGUUUAUGUUGAUGUUGGUAUGUGGAAACCUGGAACUGGUUUCACCACUGAAGGGGCGCUGAGCUGAGCGUCUGCGAUUACUUCUUUACAGUUAAUGAGCAGAAAUCUGGCUCAGUCAAUAACAUAAAUAUGUAUAGUUAUAUUAUCUGUAGUUUAAAGUAUGUAUUCUACGGAAGCCCUGAGAGGCAAGUGAGAAAAAAAUAUUCUGGUAAUCCUUUCUUUUUUAAGUCAGAUCUAAAUAGGUUUUUUUCUCAUGUGUUUAUGACUUAAGAACAGGUGAAAAAAUAAUGUUUUGGAGGGAUUGUUUUAAAUAAAA